AUGACAAAGGAAUUGCCAUCUGGGUAUUUUCAAGGUCCCUUUCGACCAUACAAAACUUUCCAACCAAGUCUUACCGAACGACCAUUAUCCAAAUUCGAACAAUUUGCAGUGUUUUCCAUAUUACUUAUUUCAUUAAUUCGAUUAUACAAAUUAUACAUCCCUGAUAGAGUAGUAUUUGAUGAAAUUCAUUUAAUUAAAUAUAUAAAAAAUUAUUAUGAUGGUAGUAUAUUUGUUGAUAUUCAUCCACCUUUAGGGAAACUAAUUUAUUUUUAUAUCACGAAAUUAUUUCUGUUUGAUAAAGAUUUCCAAAUUGAUAUUAUUGGGGAUUUGUAUCCUGAAGAUUUCCCAUAUUUAUGGCUAAGAUUAUUCAGUGGUAUUUGUGGCAUUGGACAUGUUUUAUUGACUUUUUUCACAUUAAGAAUAACUUGUAACCUGGUUAUUUCGAUUGUUAUUACUAUUUUGAUUUGUUUGGAAAAUUCAAUGGUGACAGUAUCGAGAUUGAUCUUGUUAGAAGGUCCGUCAUUAUUUGUCCAAAGUUUGGUGAUUUACAAUUAUAAGGCAUUCACUACUCGUAUUCCAUUUACUGGAUGCUGGUACUUCAAUUUAUUCGUUACUGGGAUAGCCUUGGGGUUAAACAUCUCGUUGAAAAUUUCAGGAUUGUUUACAUUUGCAUGGGUUGGAAUAUUGACAUGUGUACAAUUAUGGGAAAUUUUGGGUGAUUUGAGAAUUUCUAUUUGGCAAUUCAUCAAGCAUUUGGUUUUACGUGUGGUUGCAUUUAUUAUGGUCCCAUUGACCAUAUAUUGUUCAGUAUUUUAUAUUCAUUUUGAAAACCUUCCAAACGAAGGACCUGGAUCGGGAUUUUUAACACCACACUUCAGAUCAACUUUGGAUGAUUAUCAACAACAACCAUUACAAGUUUUAUAUGGAAGUACUAUCACUAUAAAACAUAAUGCAUUAGAGAAAUAUUUGCAUUCACACGAUUUGACAUAUCCCAGAGGAUCGAAUUUACAACAAGUGACACUAUAUGACUUCCCUGAUGUCAACAAUGAAUGGGUAAUUGAAACAAAACAGAAAUAUAAUGAAGAAAAAUUGAUGACUGAUCAAAGAGAAGUAAAAGAUGGUGAUGUUGUUAGAUUGUACCAUAAAGCUACUGGACAUUAUUUACAUGUCAAUGAUAUUCGUCCACCUAUUUCUGAACAUGAAUAUAGUUAUGAAGUAAAUGGGAAUGAAACUAGAGGAUUAUUGGGUAAUGAAGAUUAUGAGUUUAAAAUCCGAAUGUUGGUAAAGAAACCUCAUGCGGAAAAUGAUUUGCCCUUGAUUAAAUUAAGAACCACAGAGACUAUUUUCCAAUUAAUCCACCAAGCGACUCGUUGUAAUCUUAUGAGUCACGAACAGAAACUACCAGAUUGGGGUGAAUAUCAAAAUGAAGUAUUGUGUGUAAAAGAACCUACAAUCCCCAAUACAUUAUGGUAUGUCGAACUGUCAUCACAUCCAUUACUCAAAGAUACCAAAAAAUUGAAAACUUUCCCUAAAUUUUCAUUUUGGUCAAAAUUGAUCGAAACCCAUAAAGUCAUGUUUAAUUUAAAUAAGGGGUUCACUAAUCCUCAUCCAUAUGCUUCUAAACCACUUGAUUGGCCACUUUUAUCUAGAGGUAUUGCCUUUUUCAGCAACUACAAUUUGAAAUCAAUCGAUGAAGAAUCAAGUCUAAUUUAUUAUUUAGGAAAUGUUGCCAUUUAUUAUCUGGUAUUUUUUGUGGGUUUAAUAGCUAUAUUCAAAUGUGCCAUUUAUUCGUUUAUAAAGUUAAACCCUUAUGCAUCUCCUCCAUCAUCAUCCAAAUCAUCACCAUAUGCCAACUUUUACAACAAUUCCUGGCCAUAUUUGGUGGGAUGGUUUAUUAAUUAUAUUCCUUAUUGUCUCAUGUCAAGAAACUUAUAUUUACAUCAUUAUUUACUGGCAUUAAAUUUUGGAAUAUUAUUAUUAAGUCAAUAUUUGAAUUAUCGUGUCGCUAAAAACAAAAUUAUUGGUGGUAUAAUAACUGCAACAAUAUUUGUCAGUGCAAUAUACUGCUUUUAUGAAUUUAUACCAAUCACAUAUGGAUUGCCAUGGACAUUAGAUCAAUGUAAUUCUCAUAAAUGGUUUCCAAAUUGGGACAUUGAUUGUAUGACAUAUACAGGUUAA
Messenger RNA from Candida albicans SC5314, 2178 nucleotides. It is a transcript of the gene PMT5, whose product is annotated as putative dolichyl-phosphate-mannose--protein mannosyltransferase. The transcript has a single exon. Gene Ontology annotation, molecular function: dolichyl-phosphate-mannose-protein mannosyltransferase activity. Gene Ontology annotation, biological process: protein O-linked glycosylation via mannose. The record is from RefSeq and is a predicted model, not a curated record. The coding region runs from base 1 to 2178 and encodes 725 amino acids. Lineage: Eukaryota; Fungi; Ascomycota; Pichiomycetes; Serinales; Debaryomycetaceae. Gene Ontology annotation, cellular component: membrane; endoplasmic reticulum.